Messenger RNA from Haemonchus placei, 819 nucleotides. Lineage: Eukaryota; Metazoa; Nematoda; Chromadorea; Rhabditida; Trichostrongylidae. The record is from the annotation of a GenBank genome assembly.
AUGUGCUUAAAAUUCAAUGUCACAUUUUUGUUACAGAAUCCAAGCCUAGCUCAUGAAGUUCGAGAGGCAGCUACUCCAGUACAUUUCAGACUUCUUCAGUCAAUUGGCAACUUGCCAAACGGAAUACGGCAGAUAUGUGACAUUAGAGCUCAUUUACUGCUCUUGAUGAAAACGGAAGAAGACAAAUCUACAGCUUCGUCACUGCAUCGUCUCGAAAGAUCUGCUCACGAACUGCUUGUUUUGUGGUUUUGCCAAAGUAAUAUGAAGCUGGAAAGACUGACUUGGCAGUCUCCGGGAGAUAUCCUACAAAAGGUUUCGGAAUAUGAAGCAGUACAUCCUGUCCGAGGAGCGUCGGACUUCAAGCAGCGUCUCGGGCACGGUCGGAGGUGUUUCUACUUUUCUCAUGAAGCGAUGCCAAGGGAACCUCUAGUUAUUGUGCAUGUGGCUCUUCUUAAUGAAAUAGCAGACAAUAUUCAGCGAAUUGUGAAUUGCACUGACUUCGAUUACGAUGAACAACGUUGCACAGCUGCAAUUUACUACUCCAUAAACUCAACUCAACCAGGGCUAGCAGGGAUUGAUCUCGGUAACAUGCUUAUCAAGCGUGUGGCCCAUCUGCUUCAGUCAGAGCUGCCCUCUGUACAUAUACAUUCUACGCUUUCUCCUAUUCCGGGAUUCCGAACAUGGAUGUUACGAUGUCUACAUGACAGCUCACUUUACGGUAUGUUAUCUUUCGAAAAUAGCGAGAUGAGACCAGGAAAACUUGGAGUGGAGGUGAUGCGGUCUAUUCUGUUACACAUCUGUCCACAUAGUAAUUCCUAA